AUGACAGUACAAAACUUGCGUUUUAAAGUUACUUUGAUAGUUGUGAUAAUAUCAAUCGGUUCGUCAUAUGCCCACCAAAAAUGUAGGAUGCCAAAUGGCUACACUGGAGAGUGUCAGUAUUUAGACAAUUGCAAGCCUCUGCUAGACGUAAAUAAUAAGAAAAUUAAAACAGAAGAGGAGCUCCUGUAUCUUCGGGAAUCUUCUUGUGGAACCACCAGCAACUUUAGGUAUAAGGCAUAUCCUCACAGGAAAAACAACAAAUAUGACCUUUUGAGUCAGACACUCGAUAUCGAAAUAUAA
Molecule: messenger RNA, 300 nt
Organism: Parnassius apollo (apollo)
Lineage: Eukaryota; Metazoa; Arthropoda; Insecta; Lepidoptera; Papilionidae
Source: the annotation of a GenBank genome assembly